Molecule: messenger RNA, 6343 nt
Organism: Pleuronectes platessa (European plaice)
Lineage: Eukaryota; Metazoa; Chordata; Actinopteri; Pleuronectiformes; Pleuronectidae
Gene: dlg2
Product: discs, large homolog 2 (Drosophila)
Exons: 27
Coding region: 422-3325 (967 amino acids)
Biological process (GO): chemical synaptic transmission
Cellular component (GO): neuromuscular junction; postsynaptic density membrane; neuron projection
Molecular function (GO): kinase binding
Source: RefSeq, a predicted model, not a curated record
GCUGGAGGCUGUCUGGACCAGCACGGAACCAGUCAUGACAAAGCACUUCUGGGCUGUGUUACCUCUGCAGUUUUUGGAUGUUGCGGUGAAGUGGACACGGGCUGAAGGGAUGCUCAGCCUCGUGUGCACAUUGUGUUAAACCAGGAAUCCUGAAAUCCCUUACAUUCCUGUACAUACACACAUCCCUCCCGGGACCUCAGCUGAGCCUCUCCUGUACUUCAGUGGGCGCUGCCCCUUGGGACAGAGACACCUUGGAUCACAUUACAUUAUUGUCCACAUUACCACUGUACCUUGCUGGGCACAGACCUCCUGGACACCCCCCAGGGCCCCCUAAGGUGUCCUCUGGUUUUCUGUUGUUCUUUUUCACCAUGCACUGAAGACCGAGCUGGAGGCCGAGAGUCAGAUUUACACUGAUUCAGCCAUGCCUAUCAGAAAAAAAGACACAGGUCGAGCCUUGGGGCUUUUGGAGGAGUACUGCACUAAACUGAGGAAGCCGGAGGAGCAGCAGCUCAAAACUGCAAUUCAGAGGGUGAUGGGGAUUUUCAAAAGCAACCUGUUUGAAGCCCUUCUUGAUAUCCAGGAGUUCUAUGAAGUGACGCUGCUAAACACACAGAAGAGUUGUGAGCAAAAGCUUGAGGAGGUCAACCACAUGGCUGACAAGUGGGAGAGGAGUGUUUCCAUACAGAACUCUGAUGUUGCACACUCGGCCUGCCCAGUGGAGGAGCUGACGCUUUUGUCCAAAGCGACUUCAACUUCUGUCCAGCAGAGGGAACAGUGCAGCUCAGAUCCUAGUGGGAUGGAGCAGGGAGAGGGCAGCACCAAGUCCUCUGAGAACAGGCCACCAGCAGUACAGGGGUCCCCCCACAACGGCCAGACCCCACCCUGCAUGAACCCUGCCUUGAUGAACGUUCCCUGGCAGUACCACUACCAAGAAGACGACUCGCCACCUCUUGACCAGGGAUUCCCACGACUUACCAACGAGGUGCGCUCCCCUGAGCUAGUGCACGUGUCCGAGAAGAACCUGUCUGAGAUCGAGAAUGUGCACGGCUACGUUUCCCACUCCCACAUCUCUCCUCUCAAGGCCAGCCCUGCCCCAAUAAUCGUCAACACAGACACUUUGGAUUCAGUUCCUUACGUCAACGGCACAGAAAUUGAAUAUGAGUUUGAGGAAAUCACUCUGGAGCGGGGUAACUCAGGGUUGGGCUUCAGCAUUGCUGGAGGAACAGAUAACCCACACGUCGGUGAUGACCCUGGUAUCUUCAUCACUAAGAUCAUCCCUGGAGGUGCUGCAGCAGAGGAUGGACGCUUGAGAGUAAACGACUGCAUCCUGCGGGUGAAUGAUACAGACGUGUCUGAGGUUUCUCACAGUAAGGCAGUAGAGGCCCUGAAGGUUGCCGGUUCUAUUGUCCGACUAUAUGUACGGCGCCGGAGGCCAAUGUUAGAGACCAUCAUUGAGAUCAAACUCAUCAAAGGACCAAAAGGGCUUGGCUUCAGUAUUGCAGGUGGAGUUGGAAACCAGCACAUCCCUGGUGACAACAGCAUAUAUGUCACCAAAAUCAUUGAAGGUGGAGCAGCACAGAAGGAUGGGCGACUACAAGUUGGAGACAGAUUGUUAAUGGUGAACAAUUACAGUCUGGAGGAAGUGUCUCAUGAAGAGGCUGUGACCAUUUUGAAGAACACGUCGGACGUGGUCUACCUUAAGGUGGGCAAGCCCACCAAUGUCUACCUAUCAGAUCCCUAUGGGCCUCCUGAUAUCACACACUCUUUCUCUCCAGCCAUGGAAAAUCAUAUCUCUUCCCCCAUCAACAGUGGAACUCUGGAGUACAAGUCCGGUCUCCCCCCCAUCUCCCCUGGGAGUUAUUCCCCCCUUCCUAAGCACUUACUGGGGGAAGAGGAUAUAAACAGAAAUCCUUCGCUAGAUGAUGGGGAGGGUCACAGGUUUGAUUCCCAGCACUUCCAGUUGAGGGAUCCCAGAAAGGUCGUGCUCCACAAAGGCUCCACAGGCCUCGGCUUCAAUAUUGUGGGUGGCGAGGAUGGCGAGGGAAUCUUUGUGUCCUUCAUCCUGGCCGGAGGGCCCGCUGAUCUGAGUGGAGAGCUGCGGCGAGGCGACCAGAUCUUAUCGGUAAAUGGCAUUGACCUACGAGGUGCCACACAUGAACAAGCAGCAGCGGCACUGAAAGGAGCGGGACAGGUGGUGACCAUCUUUGCCCAGUACAGACCAGAGGAAUAUGGGCGUUUUGAGGCUAAAAUCCAUGACCUGCGGGAACAGAUGAUGAACCACAGCAUGAGCUCUGGGUCAGGAUCCCUGCGAACCAAUCAAAAGAGGUCGCUCUAUGUGAGAGCACUGUUUGACUAUGAGAGGUCAAAGGACAGCGGCCUUCCCAGCCAGGGGCUCAGCUUCAGGUAUGGGGACAUCCUCCACGUCAUCAAUGCCUCAGAUGAUGAGUGGUGGCAGGCACGCCGUGUCACCCCACAUGGGGACAGUGAGGAAAUGGGUGUCAUCCCCAGCAAGAGACGGGUGGAGAGGAAGGAGCGGGCACGUCUAAAGACUGUGAAAUUCAAUGCCAAGCCAGGGUCCUUUGAUUCCAAAGGGUCAUUCAAUGACAAACGUAAAAAGAAUUUCAUCUUUACACGAAAGUUCCCAUUCUACAAGAACAAAGAGGGUGAGCAGGAUGGCAGUGAUUCAGACCGGAGUCAAGAUGAAGUGAUCCUCUCAUAUGAGCCUGUGAUGCGGCAAGAAAUUAGUUAUGCCAGACCUGUCAUCAUCCUCGGACCGAUGAAGGACAGAAUCAACGAUGAUCUAAUAUCAGAGUUUCCAGACAAGUUUGGCUCUUGUGUACCACAUACCACUCGGCCGAAGAGGGACUACGAGGUGGACGGGCGAGACUACCACUUUGUGAUGUCCAGAGAGCAGAUGGAGAAGGACAUCCAAGAGCACAAGUUCAUUGAGGCGGGACAGUACAAUGAUAAUCUUUAUGGAACAAGUGUCCAGUCGGUGAAAUAUGUGGCUGAAAGGGGUAAACACUGCAUUCUGGAUGUGUCUGGAAAUGCCAUCAAACGACUACAAGUAGCACAACUCUAUCCCAUCGCCAUCUUCAUCAAACCAAAGUCUAUUGAUUCAUUAAUGGACAUAAACAAGAGACUGACAGAGGAUCAAGCCAAGAAGACAUUUGACAGGGCAAUGAAGCUGGAGCAGGAGUUUGGUGAAUUCUUCACAGCCCUGGUUCAAGGAGACACCUUAGAGGACAUUUAUAACCACUGCAAACAGGUCAUAGAGGAACAUUCAGGACCCUAUAUCUGGAUCCCCUCAAAGGAGAAACUAUAAGAACUCUUCACUCUGGAAAGGAGUCUGCACUACUAGAAAAUAGUAACACGUUGUAUUAUACAAUAAUUUAUGGCGCUGAAUAGUCUUCAUAUAUAAUAAUUCUGAUUCUGUUUUUUAUUAUUAUUUUAUUCUAUUUUUCUCUUUUGUUCGGUUACUGCUUCAUUUUUCACUCAACAUGAAUGUUCCUGAAUGUAAAUGAGUGUUAGAAAUUGUUAGGUCUUAAAAGUUCAACUGUUUGUGUAUUUGCAGAUUUUUAUUUGAUAAAAAGGAAAAGAAAUGUAAAGGAAGUUAAAUAAAUAUGGGUUUGUGUCCGUGACGGCACUGUGUAAAACUUCAAGCAGGAAACUGGAGGUGGUUCAUACAAUGCAAAUGUCUUUGCUUUGCUAAUGUAGGAAGGAAACUCGGUAUUCGAACUUUAACACUCUCCCCUUCAUUUUACAUUGCAAAUAAUCAUGUAAAGUUCAAUGUUUUGUCCGAUUUUCUGUGUACUUCCUGAACACAGCUUUUGUCUUCGUUUACACUGCCAUUCCAUCUUUGAAUCACUGUAUUUAUUUCUUGACUUGACAUGAACAUGUGUAAGAAAAAUGUUUUGGUCACUGUAAAAUGUUCAUGUGUUGUUGUUUUUUAUUUAAAAGCAGACAUUUCUUAUUCAGCUGUUGCAUUGACAAUUGUAAGUAAAGGGAGAAAGCUGCUAUCUGCAUUGGAGAUGUACCACUAUAUUUUGCUACUUAAAUUGCUAGAGAGCACAAAAGCACAGAGUUAUUUAUUAUUGAAAAUAUAACUUUGAUUAAAAGGUCAUUUACAGAGCAUAUUUUAAUGAAGUGAUGUAGUAUGUUGUGACUGUGUUAGGAUCGAUGGGAAUAUAAUGCUGAAAGAGACAUUUGACGUUCCAGAAGUUUGAAGACUUGGAGAGGAGAGGGCAGUGAUUGAAUUUAAUACCAUUACCAACACACAUUUUUGUCUCACGAAACUAACAGCAAGACGCAGAUAAGUCUGAGUAUUCUGUAGCAACACUGUACAGAAAAUAAGGAAGUGAAAUACUUUAAAAAGGUGAGUUUUUGAAGAGGAAGUGAUUCAAAGGUUUCGACAGGCAGGCUGCUCCAAAUCUGCGCUAAUGACCUGAAGCUGCUUUUCCGUUAAUAUAUAAAAUAUAUAUAUAUUGGUGUUUUCCCAUACUUUUUCCCUACAGAGCUGCACCGGGGGGACACUUACAGAAGAAGGGAGUACUGCAGCUUUGUAUUAAUAUAAACCUUUGAACAUAUUUUUGCACAGAAUGGAGACUGGAUUCACUCACAUUUGAAUUCCAUAAUAUCUCGCAAUGAACAGUGUGAGCAUGAGGCUAGGAAAAGCAGUUUCAAUGCUCAUCUGGGAACCUGACUAUGUCUUAAGAUGGGCCAAAAUGUAACUAAUGAUACUGAUAAUGCAACAAGGUACUAACAAGUUGUCUGUGGCCAGACAGUGAACCUAUUGAAAGCUCCAGUCAUGGCUUGUCUGAGCUGUAUAAGUGGAGACAUGAGCCGAACACCUGACAGGAUGAUAGAGACGGUCCUGAAUCUGCUGCACAGACCCCAGACACCUGAAUACAGCUGUCUGACAUUCAUUACUAUUCGUUUUAGAAGUGGGUGAGCCCUGAUGAUGAGCAUAUGGUUAACAGACCUAGCACGAUACAGUGUGUUUACUGUGUUUGUGUUUACUCACCAUUUGCUUGCCUUGUUUGAAAGGGCAUACAAUAUAGUACCUCGCUUUAUUCAAAAUAAAAAUCCAUGAUGUACUUUAAGCACUUGGAAUGACUAAUGCAUCUAUCUAUUGUGAUGACCUCCCUGUUUUGUUUAGCUGCAAGGCCACUGGCUGUUAGAUUCCCAUGGCGACAAUUUGUGUGUGAUAUAAAUUCUAGUAUUAAUGCUAUUUGAUUUAGACAGCAUGUUUCACCCAACCUGUUACCUGGUAAAUAUCCUACUUACAUUUAUUGCAGGUAUGUUUCUAAUCAAUGGGACAUUUCUAAAGUGCACUUAUUGAUUCUUGUGACAGAAAUGGGCAAUGUAUGCUAAAAGUAAUGAAUACAACUUUAAAAACAAAUAUAAAUCACAUCCCUUGUUUAUUGUGGGAGACGGCACAGUGACCACCUGAGGAGACUGAACUCUGACCUGCUUAUAUGGACCAUAUACUGUACUUGUCAUCCACUGAUAACAGACUGAACAAACACACCUCAGUUUAUAAAUGAGUGUGGACUUUCAAUUUUUAUGUACAAAUAAGAUCAUCUUUCACUGCUCCCUUCUCAUAAACUGCUUGAGAUUUGUGGCUGAUAGAGCAAAUGUUCUCAGUUGUGACAUGUGUAGAUCAAUGCUUGUGUUUCCAGAUAUCUGCCACCAUUCUUUUGCAGACUUCCCAUAGCGUAUAUUGAUCACCACUUGCCUUAACAGACUAGGUUUACUCUAUAUAUCAAAGAUGAAAGCUUAUAAAUGUACUUUUCCUUUGAGGAUGAAAAAUGUUAUUUAAUAUUCCUUCACAUCUACAAUUGAGUGACAGAAGCUGAAUUCAGAACAUGUCUUAUUGCUGAGGGUGACUGCCUUGAAAUUGUAAAAUUAAAAGGCUGAAGACAUUUUAUAUUUUAUAAAUCUAUCUAAAAAAUGUGCAUUCAUGUCCCAACAAGAAACGCAUUUUAAAAUGGGGGGGUUCAGAAACAUCUUAAUACUUUGGUUCUUGUGUUUUUCAGAGGUCUCAUUGGCCAGCAAUAUUUCAUGUGAAAGAAAAUGGAUCUUGGCUUGAUACUAAUGCAAAACUAAUACAAUACUUCCAAAGUUAUUGUGAAAAUUUUUAAAGUGUGUGGAAAUGUAAAGGAUGUCUGACCUAUGCAUGUUGCAACAGUCUUUUGUGUCUCAUGGAUGUGCAAUAUUCAACACACCUGGAGCAUUGAGGUAGCCUACCUGCUGUCUUUUAAGAUUUGAUCCAACUGCAGAUUUUAAACAUUCAAUCAGACUUGUGUCAAUUUUUAACCCAAAUAAAAACACUGUUGUAAGA